This is a messenger RNA of Fusarium sp. VM40, 1359 nucleotides long. The record is from the annotation of a GenBank genome assembly. NCBI's taxonomy places the organism in Eukaryota, Fungi, Ascomycota, Sordariomycetes, Hypocreales, Nectriaceae.
AUGCAAGAAUACACAAUCAAGGAGGUCGCUGAGCACAACAGCCCUCAAGAUGCAUGGCUAAUCAUCCACGGCCAAGUCUACGAUGUCACAAAAUACGUCCCAGAUCACCCAGGCGGUCCAGAUGUCCUCACAGAAGCAGCCGGCACUGACGCCAGUGAAGACUUUGACAACGCUGGUCACUCUGAAGACGCCUUUGAGAUCAUGAAAGAUUUGUGUGUCGGCAAGAUCAAAGGAUUCGAGGCGAAAAAACCGAAACGCAAGCCUCUCGCCCCAGCCGCUCCUCCUAAGACUCAGACCAGUGGGUCAUCGUCAUUGUCGACAUUGGCAAACCUCGGCUUCGUCGCGGUCGCUGGUGCAGGAGUAUACUACCUUGGCCACCAUCAUGGAGUCACCAUGCCAAGCUGGGUGGUCUCGUCUAUGCGCAAUGACUCCGCUGGGUCGGGCUUCAUCAAAGGUGUGAUCGUCGGUAGUGGAUCGUUCGCAAUCGCCAAUGCAGUGAUGGCGCAGAAGUUUACGGCUUUGGCUAUGAAGAGCAAAUCAUUCACAAGCUAUCCAGCUCAUAUGAAGAUUCACAAAAACAUUCAAGAAGAUACCUUGCUACAAAGAGGAUUACUGGAUCCAGUCACAUACUCGCCGCUUCCUCUCAAAGAGAAGAAGCUCAUCGCACCAAAUGUCUAUCGAUUGACCUUUACCCUUCCGACUACAAGCACUAUCCUUGGACUGCCCAUUGGCCAGCACGUCACUAUCAAGGGCGAUGUCAACGGAGAGAGUGUCGCUCGAUCAUAUACACCAGUUUCCAACAAUUCUGACCUCGGUAUUCUUGAGCUCGUCAUCAAGGUUUACCCCGAUGGCAAAUUGACAAAUGGCUACUUGGCUGGUCUCGAGGUCGGUGAUGAGGUUCUCUUCAGAGGGCCCAAAGGCGCAAUGAGAUACCAGCCCAACCUUUGCAAGAAGAUUGGCAUGAUUGCUGGUGGCACUGGUAUCACCCCUAUGUUCCAGGUCAUCCGCGCCAUCUGCGAACACGACCGCGACACCACAGAAGUAUCUCUCCUCUACGCCAACAGGUCCGAGCAAGAUAUUCUUCUUCGGAAUGAGCUAGAUACUUUUGCCCGAAGAUAUCCCAAGAACUUCAAGGUGUAUUAUCUACUUGAUCAACCGCCGGAGGAUUGGAAGUUUGGUUCUGGGUACGUGACAAAGGAGUUGAUGCAAGAGAGACUUCCUGCAGCAACUGUGAACUCCAAGGUGUUCUUGUGUGGCCCUCCAGGAAUGGUGAAUGCAUCAAAGAAGUCACUCGUUGACUUGGGAUUCCAACAGCCAGGAGCUUCGGCCAAGGUUACGGAUCAGAUCUUCUCAUUUUAG